Rhopilema esculentum is the source of this 8713-nucleotide messenger RNA. Lineage: Eukaryota; Metazoa; Cnidaria; Scyphozoa; Rhizostomeae; Rhizostomatidae. The record is from RefSeq and is a predicted model, not a curated record.
AGUUUGACUGUAAAAUGGCUAGUUGUCGAAACCCUGUUGUGUGAAAUUUAAGUAAAGACUUAAAUUUACCAACGAUGCACUACAGGCAUUAUUUUGUAGAUUUGUAAGCGUUGAAAGUUUGUAAGCGACAACAAAUAUAUGACGUCAAGAUUCCUCUAGAUGGAUAUCAAGUAACAUAUGUCAAGGCUUAGUGGAAAGGGACAAAAUUUGAAGUAUAUACUUUGAACAAGAAAGAUAACAUUUUUCUAAGUUACAUAUUGAUUUAUCAAUAAAAUCUAUUUUGACAAAUACGACCCACACACGAGGUAGUUUUGUCCUUUGCUAGCUGUUUGCUUACAGUACACUGUUUAAAUUAUCCUUAUGAAUUGUUAUUUGUCUCAGCUAUGUUCGAAUAAAGCCAGCUGAGAGCAAGGGAGGGACAGAAAAUGGUUUGCAUUUAUAUCAACAUUCCUUGCCUUGUAAUUCAGUUUCCAUGACGUCAAAGCUACAGUAUCAGCGAGGUUGAAAACUUUGUUGACAUUUUUUCUACUCAAAUGAGAAACAUUUGUACAAAUGACAGAGAAAAGACAGAGGAAUUUAGACUGUAAUAGAUUUUAUAUUUAAUAUCUUCAAUUUAGAAUUCAUUGAGUCGCUUUUAAAAGCAGCUAAGACUCUUUGAAUCAACUGAACGCUUUGCAGAAAGUUGUCAUCAAUGCAUCUAUGAAUGGAAAUUCCCAAAAAGGCAAACAUUUUGGUGGCAUUUAUCGUGAGUAAAACUUUGCUUUUUUUCGCAAACUGUGCAUAAUUUUCAGGUAGAUUCUAAAUUUUUUUCCGUGCUUUUUACAAUGUAAGGCACAAAUCUCAUAUUAUUAUUUGGUCAAGUCAAUUCCAUCACAUCUAACGUUAAUGCAACCGAGAGCCAAAAUUGCAGGGAUUAGGAAGCAAGACAGUAAUUGUUUAUACUUUUCCCACCCUGGUUAUUUCUCCUAUUCAACUCACCCCGCAUAAACAGAGUGUCACCAACCUUUCCAUUAUUCUGUCUACAUUGUAAAUCGCUUUAAAAAGUAAAAGUAAAUUAGCAAAUCUAAGCUGGUAGUAAGCUAAUCUACUGGGCUGGAUUUCCGAUUGUGGACAGCGCUUGAGGCAAAUUAAUGGCCAAUCGAUUAGAAAUCAAGCCAAUUUGCGUUGCGAGGGUGGCAUUGCAUGGCCAAAGAAAGCGACUUCAAUUAUUGGAUUCGGUUUAGGCAGUUUUGGCGCCCUUUCGUUUCCAGCUAGUCUUUCGGCAAAAUAAAAUGGCUCUUUGAACCAAAUAUAAUAAAGAACUUGCUAAUGUGUAGAAUAAGGAAUGCCUACUCUUUUUAUGUGUAGAUGUAAAAUUUGAUCUUAGCUUGUCUGUCAAAACUGAAAGAGAAAAAUAUUGUAUUGCUUUUUAUUGGUUUCUUUUUCAAUUGGUACACAGCCAGUGGUUAAACCACGCUUUUUACUAAAGGUCAGAAAUACGAAUAAUGGUAUCAGAUCAUUACGUUUCCAAGGGCCUAAAAUCUGGAAUUCACUCCCGGAAUCAAUAAAGACAGCACAAAUGGUAGACAGUUAAAGAGUUUAAUCAGAACUUGGUUCCUUGAAAAGAAGUGCGCGUGCUCGUUUUGCAGUAAAUAAUCUGGCACGAUGUGGUGUUACUGCGAUCAAGAUGGGUUUUCAGUGAAAGAUACAGUUUUAAAGACCAAGUCUUACAUGACGAAGAGAAUUUCGUGGUCAUUGCGAUCCUAGUUCAUUUAAGCCCACUCACAUCAGAAGCACAUGAAGAUCGGUUGGUAGUAGAAUAUUCGGGGUAAACAUGACACUUUUCAUCUGAUCGAUAAUAUUUGUUUUUUAUCUCAUUAAUCUCUGGAAGAUCGCAGUCACUGGAUGUGCGUGGACAAAUGCAAAAGCUGUUUUUCUUGAGUUGACAAUAUUGCAAGCUUGUUUGGUGUUAUCAAUGGGAAUAAAAGGCGGAUAAACAUUUUUUAUCGGAGUUAUAUUGCGCGAAUCGUAUCGGUGAAUAGAAAAUGAAUUGUUCAUGGUCAACAUCGUGCUUGGUCGUCCCGGAGUACAUGAUAUCUUGUACAGACGACGCUUUUAAAUACAACAUUCUUAUCAACUGCAUUGUCAACUUCCUCUUUGCUGUAAUCUCAACCGUGCUUAAUGGAAGUGUCAUAUGGGUCAUAUUUUCGCACGAACGUCUCUGGACAACCUAUUACAUGAUACUCCUAUCUUUAGCAAUAACAGAUUUUACUGCCGGAAUUUUGGCGCAGCCGUUGCACAUAGCAAGGCUAGCUGUUUUAGCCACGAAGGGACAGCCACCAUGUGCUCUUGACAUUGCCACGGUAGCUAUUGGAUAUACAUUACCAGCCACCUCGUUUUUUACUGUCUCCUACGUGACUCUCGAGCGUUUUCUCGCCAUUUUUUAUCCGUUUUAUCACGAACGCCGUUGCACCAGCAAGAGCUCUCUGAAAAUGAUUGUGCUGAUAUGGAUAAUUGGGGCCUCUUAUGGGGCAGUUGGGUGUCUCCCGUACAAGCAAACCAGACUCGCAUUUAUCGUAAUGGUCACUGUAAUUGGGACGUUCUUUUUGCUAUGGAACAGCUUUGCUUAUUCAAAAAUAUUCAUCAUAUCGAGAAAAAUUAGAAGAAAAAUUCGACAAGAGCAGCAACGUUUCGCAACAGACGAGAAGCUAGUGAAAGAGGCGAAGGCUGCCAAAACAACGUUCGUAGUAGUUGCAACGCUUUUUCUCUUCUAUGGCCCUGCUUUUACCACGACUGCAGUGUCACAUAGAAUCGAACUUUUUCCAAAAUUCAUAAAUAUCUGGGCAUACACCCUUAUGCUUGUUAAUUCGGCAGCAAAUCCUCUUGUGUAUUGCUUCUUUUGCCAGGACAUUGGACGUGAAAUGAAGAAACUCUGGUACCGUGUUAGAGUAAAGUCUGCAUCACCUAUUGAAGUAACUUCGAAUAAUCCUUCACAACAGUAUUCUUAAUAGAAAAGAUGGGUCUUGUUAAAGAAUGUUGCCAAUAAUGACAAGCGUUCUAAUUCAUAUCGACGAAGCUCCAUUUUGUAGGUUCCUAAAAUGCAUAAUGUAAUUUCCGUGAAAUCUGCGAAUAUUGUUGCCGCCGAACUGAAAUUCAUGUAGAUAAUCGUUUUAUUUGAAGUAGUAACUUUGAAUUAUCUAUUUAGCCUACAAAAGAAACUCGCCCGUUCUUUUUGCUAAACAAAUGAUCUUUGGUUGACUCAUUAAUAAUCUUAAUUCAAGUCACCUGAAUUAUUUACAAGAUAAAAACAUCGAUUCACAAUUUUUCAAAACUGUCCUUUUUAGUUGAUUUCAAGGUUAACAGUUUCUUAAAGGCUUCUUAAGUACGAAAUGCCAAAGAGCCACUUUACAGUAACACCAAGACCUUGGACAAAGUAACUUGAAAUAGAACCCUCAAUAAGUCACGGAGCUCUUUUUUCUAUUUAAUUGUAUCAAUUAAACAGAAAGGAGAGUCGUCGAAGGAGUCAUUUUCACCCCAUCUUUAAGAGAAGGAUUUUCGAGAACAGUACUUUGGUUUCCUAAUUUUUUUAUCUUCUUAAAACUCGGUUUUUAAAGACGAUUUCUUUUAAAAAAUGACUGUAAAAGACCUCAUUUAAGGUGUUCUUGUGGCAAAUUUUCGAAAAACGUGGUUAAUGUUAUAACAUUUUCGAAAUUUGAACCGUUUUUUAUUUCUUUCAUUUCAUUUCGACCACGAUUCAACGAACACUCUACCCGCAACCUCCCAAAAAUCGAUAUGAAAAUGAUUGUCUGGUGUCUGCCCUUUGCAAAAAUUCGUUUCGUUUUUGAUUCGUUCUUGCUCGAUUUAAUUUAUUUCAUAAGAUUUUCUUAUGUAAAUUUCCAAAGUUCAAAAACUUGUUGGAAAUUCAAAAACUUGAGUUUGUUUAACUUCGCUUAAAAUAACCUGGAAAUUCAGAGACUAAACCUUGGUUUGACCAAAUAAAUGAUUAUAGAAGCAAAAAUUGCUCAACUUCUUUCAGUCUUACUCAGCGAGAGUUAUACUUGGCCAGCCAGUUUUACUAAGAACUACGAGAAACUUAUGUUGCUUUUGUAUAUUUUUUGUUUCAUUUCUCAUAAGCUAACGCUCCCAAAUCUCAAACGUUGUUUUAUAAAAAAACGAACAUUGUUGCCUGGGAAGAGGGAAUGGCUAAAUUUGUGCUCGAGGUCGGGACCUCAGACUUACGUUAUUGUUCCCAGACUUUGGGCAGGGCUUGUUGAUGCAGCCAAGAAGUUAAUGAAUAUUUUACAACCAAACUAUCAACUAAACCUGAAUUCCAGCUAAAGAUAGAGCGAACAACAAAACUACAAGAGCAUUAUAAUGAACAUGAACUUACUACGAAUACAAAAAAAAUACAGAAACAAAAUUACUCAAAGAAAGAGCUCCCUCACUAGAUAAACCUAUCAAGGAGAGAUCCAAUUCUCCAAUUCUGAGAUAAUAUUUAUGAAUUUUGAUGAAUCGAAAUAGUUUAAAGAAAUUUAAUGAUUCGUCUUUUCUUGCAGCAGUCACAAAAGUAGCCCAGGAUACCCCUCAGACAUGGCCGUUCUUCGUUCACACAAAAUAACUGUAAAAACAUUGAAAAUAGCAAGCAAGACUGAAAAAAGACAAGAAAUAAAUUACGAGGAUCGAAAUAUUUAGCUGGUUUGCCCUGCUCAACAAGUAGUUUUUUAGAUUUACUUUGUUUAAGAUGAAUUCUGAGUACAACAGGUAGUGCUUAAACAAAAGCAAAUCGCGGUAACUGGCUUGUUUUGUAGAAUAUUGAUGAACUAAAUUAGAAAAAGUUAUAAAAGCAAUAGGUUUACGUUUUGUUGGUAGAAUUAAAAACUUUGUGGGUAGAAAAGUAAAAAGUCGAAGUUUAGAAAUCUUCGAAAGUUUCAAAAAUUUGAGAUCUUUUAAGAUAGACGAUGAUAUCGAAGCUGAAAUGAAACUAAUUGCCUUUUUUCUGUAAAUUGAAGCUGGUUAAAUUCAUCAUUCAUAUGUUUGGCCCCAAACAAUAAGGUCAUGUUUCAAGAAGGACAGAAACAAAGAAUUGCAUAAGCAGAGUUAAAUAUCUUAGUUAAAUAUAAUGGAAGUAAGCAGGGUCACCGACACAGGUUUGAAAGUAAGGAGGGCCAGAGAAAAUUAAAGACCCAGUAACGAUUUCACAAAAAAUUCUAUUCUUUUGCAGAAAAAAUUGGGGCAAAGGCACCCCACCCCCCGUAAUCAAGCACCCUGAUAAGUCUCUUGUUUUUAAAAAGAUUUCACAUAUUCUAGCUAACUUUUUAAAUAGUUCUCUGAGUUGGUAUUCCCAGCUAAGUCUAUCAGAAGGCCUAAAAAUCCAACAAUUUUCACUCUAUUGACACACCUGGUUACUCUCACAAUAACAAUCACAAUAACAUAAUGUAGAAUGAAAGAUAUCGUAGAUAGUUUUAUCAAUAUCUAGAUAUAGUUUAUCAGCAUCAAGCCAUUUCUUUACUGGGCGUAGCUCUCUGUUAUCAAUUUGAUUGGAUUAGACAGAUCACAUGACUCAUAAGAUGUGCUUUUAUCAUCACCAAGUAGAUAAAACUUGAAUUUCUUAGACGCACUAUAAUCGUCACCAAGUAGAUAAAACUUGAAUUUUUUAGAUGCAUUAGGCAGUUCAGUGAUAUGUAUAAUGGAAAAUAAUGAGCCCAGCAUAAACCAUUGUGGAGCACCACAAUUAAUUUAGAGCAAGUCAGAUUACUUCCGUUAGCAGAAACGUAUUGCUUUCCAGAUGUCAUAGCAAAGACUCAAGGCCGCUAUUUUUAAUCAUUUUGUCAAGAAAGAUUCGAUUCUUAAAUUGCAGGAUUCAUCAAGAAUUUGCCCAAUAAGACUUAAUCAUGUCUUCCAUUGUAACACUGUCCUUUAAAUCUUGCAUUAUAUUCUAAUCCACAGUAACGUAAUCAAUCACACGUUCGUAGCGUCCCCUUGUUUGUGUUUGCUGCACGUCAAAUAAAAUUAUUCAAACGACUCUCAACACAAGCAAAUUAUAUGAACCAGCGAUUCAUAAGCAUCAUCUUGAGUUCUUAUAUUGGACUCAAUCGAAAAUAUCUCUCAUAGAGUGGAUCCAAGGAGUUUUUUCUCUAGAUUUCUGGUAGCCCCUGGUAUUCGUUGUGAAAAACAAUAGUACGUUUGAGGGAAGAUUGUACCAGAUACCAGAUAUCAGGGUUGGAGAAUUCACCGUACUUUAGGUUGUUCAGGAGUCUGCAAGCAACAAACUAAGUCUUUCCUGUGACAGUAAAGCACACAAUAGAAAGACAUUUUCGCUCGAAGAUUUGAAUAUUCAUUUACUAUCCUUGUUAUAAUGACCACACACCGUGCUUACAUUGGAUCAAGAGUGCCCCAAGACUAACAGAAAUUUAUGAGAGACUAAAUUUUCAUCUCUGCUGACGCAUUUGUGAGUUGUUGCUCUUAUGUUAAGAGGGGUUUUCCAUAAGGAAAAGAAAUCGAACAAACGUAGGAUUUUAUUUCCAGAGACAAAAAUUGAAUUGAGACAACGACUAACUUAAAUAGGUCAGCUGCACAUUGUCUGCUUUAUUUUUUCAGUCUAAAGUCUUUCCAUAAUCUGGAGUCUGUAAUUCUGAUUUCUAAGUUAGGAAAUAUAUAUAACCAAUUUUGGUUCAAAAUAGUCCAAUUACUUCAAGGCGAACAUCUGCUUGUUAAUGAAAAGUCAUUGAAAUUUUAAUGUUUUGUUCAUCUUUAACAGUCUCAGGCUGAGCCGUGUUUUCAUGAAAUACGUACGAUAAGCUAACAGAAAUAUCAGCGACGUGGUCACAGUUUAUGUUCCAUAAAUAGCAGCAAGAAGCUAAUCAAAUCGGAUAAGUCUGUCUAGAUCAGAAAUUAGAUCAAAAUGUGACCAAAUAUAGAAUUAUUUAUCCUCAUAACCACUUUAACGAAGAGAUUUAAUUGUUAAGUCUAUUGUAUGGCCUUGGUUGUUGGAGAGUUCUCUGGGUAGUGUUAAAUCAAUUUAAGACGCUAAGUAGUCGGGCCCACGAAGAAAAUUAGGGGUUGUUGCCAACUGAAAGCCAACGACAAUACAAUUACUCGUGUUAGAACAGAAAGAUGUUUUAUCUAUUAAUUUCUCCAGGAUUUUGCUGCCCAAAGCGUCCAUCAAGCAGAAAAAGAAAAGGAAAGAUUAAUGGUUUGCAGAUUAAUGGUUUCAACAACUGAAAGGAAGACCAUUGAAAAAGAUAAUUUUAAAAGCCACACCUUGUCUACGCCUAUUUCUUUGCAUGUUUGAAAUAUCUGUAAAUUUGGGCCCAUUUGUUACAGGAAGGAUGAAGUCAUUCUGAAGCUGAUUGCUUGCAAAGAGAAAAUACGAAAAGGAAUCCUUUCCUUGAUGCAUUAGACACUUGAGAAGAUUAUGAGAUACCCGGCCCAGGUUUGAACUAGCAAUCAUGUUAUCAAGGGAUCAAUUUGCUUACCCCAGGUUUCAUUUAACGAUUCUAUCGCUGUUGAAUCUAACGUACACUUGUUAUUACAACAGGCACCGCACACCAGUCUAAAAGUGGGUGGGCUGAGAAGGGUAUGACGGAAAAUCUGAUUAGGCCACGCCCUUAAGAACGCCAGAAAGAUAAUAAUUACUGUGAAAUAGAUAAACAAGAUAAGACGCCAAGAAAAUGAACAAAGAAGGUUCCCAGUCAAGAAAAAUUGCUACUACUCAGAAUCCGUCAAAGUAAAUUUUACAAAAGUUGCGCUAGAGUAAAUUUCUAAAAAAUUUCUAACCUAUUAUUGCAAAAGGAGGGGGGGGUCUUUAGCCCCUGCUAGCCCAAUGGCUGCGCGGUGCCUGUCUACAUUGCAAUCGCAACAAGAGUUAAAAUUAGUCAGUUUCUUGAUCUUACCUAAGCUUUUGACAUCGACAAUCAGGAAAUUUUGAAGAAACUAUCGGUGCACACAAAAUGAGCAAUCGUCGAACAGAGCUCGUAAAAACAAAUCAAGCUGCCGUAUUCCACAAGCAUCGUGUUUGGGACUGCUCUUGUUUAUUAUGAAGAGAAAAUGUUUGUACACAUUUGCAGGUAGUAUGCAUUUGUACACAGCACACUUGUUUCCUUCAAUAUUCCGAAUUAUAAAGGGGCAGUUAUGAAGAUUAUUACUUUUUUGAUAAUAAUGGUUUGUUUGAUAGAGCAUCUAUGAAAAGAAUAUUGAAUCACGAAUUAUCGAGGGUGAGCGGAAUGUUUGCCAGGAUAGUGGUAUCAGCUUUUAUCGAAUUUGAAAAAUAUGGCGAUUGGAUACGCUCUAGGCCAAAACAUGGCUACAAUUCGGCAUCUUUAUAUUGCGGUUGUGAGCUUGCAGCGUAUACAACAAUCGUCAGAGGAUCAUGGGAUUGCAUGGCCAUGUUUGAUUUGUUUUUGUUAAUUCCAUGGCUUGCUUGAAACAUUAUCACGUUUAUACCAUAUUGGUGUUUUUUCUUUACCAUUACCUAACAAAUUAAGAUAUUCAUGUCAUGCAAGUCGAAGAAGUUUUUCAUUCGUCUUCACGGCAGUUGCCUCUGCAGAGCGAAAACUCGCAAACUUCUUUCACGAGCAAACUGAGAUAUGUUGAUUAAUAUUGUUGCAUUUUGCAUAUGAAGCCGCAGGGCCUAUUUUAGUGUGGUUUUUCCCACAUUUUGUGGUCUUGGAAAUCCAAAAUGUGGUCUUGGAAAUUCAAAAUUGUGGAAUGAGGUUUGUCAUGUUAGCUAUGAUAA